Messenger RNA from Penicillium daleae, 2151 nucleotides. RefSeq lists its product as uncharacterized. The transcript has 3 exons. Gene Ontology annotation, biological process: proteolysis. Gene Ontology annotation, cellular component: cytosol. Bases 1 to 2151 code for a protein of 716 amino acids. Lineage: Eukaryota; Fungi; Ascomycota; Eurotiomycetes; Eurotiales; Aspergillaceae. The record is from RefSeq and is a predicted model, not a curated record. Gene Ontology annotation, molecular function: oligopeptidase activity; serine-type endopeptidase activity.
AUGUUUGAAUAUCCGCCUGCCCGAAGAACAGACGUUGCCCAGCAAUUCUCUACCGCCAAUACUGGUUCACAGCAUUCUCCGUCUCUAGUCUCUGUUCCUAAUACAUACAGUUGGCUGGAGGACGAAGACAGCGAUGAAACCAAGACGUUUGUGGCCGAGCAAAACAAGUCUCUGAAUAGCCAUCUCCUGACCGACUCAUCCGAAGCGGUCAAAACCCGGCUGAUGACCCUGCUUCGCUCACAAGUGCAAGGGGAAGAAAUCAGUCAAGCGCCUGAAUCAGCAGGCGAAUAUUAUCUGUUGCGCGUUUCCGGCUGCGGGCGCCCAUUCCCUAUUACUUUCAAGUUCAAGAACAGUGAUUUGGGCAAACUCCUACAGCCGCUGCGCUCAGGUCCGACGGAAUAUGACCCUCAAACGGAAGGAAUGGUGCAUUCGUUUCACGACGAGGCCGCUAGCGGAGCUGGCAAGCUACUCUCUUCUGGCGUAAGCGGAAGUGGCAAGUACUGGGCAUACUGCACAAGUGUUGAAGGCUCAGACUGGGGCAUAAUCAGAGUAAAGGAAGUUGAGACGGGUCGUGAGCUCCAGGAGGAGAUUCGUGAUACCAAGUUUAACAACUCUCGGAAGCCAAUCACCUGGUUGGGGAACUCUGGUUUCUUCUAUCAGUUCUGGCAGUUCUCUGAAAAGCGAGCCACCUCCCACCCCCAGCUGCGAUAUCAUGCCCUUGGGACAUGUCAGGCAGAUGAUGUGCUAAUCUAUGAGGAAAAGUCUAACCCAGGUCGUUGCUUCUGGCUGAACCUGACUGCUGAUGAAAAGUUUGCAAUCCUGAGUAUAUAUGGCAGCGGACAAGAAUGCCAAGUUUUGGCUUCUCGAUUGCAGGUUACGGAGAAUCGACCCGUUGUUGAUUUUAGUGUCCAAAUUUGCGAUAAUUUUGACUACAAAUGGGAGAACAAUGGCGAGAUUGUCGGAUUUUCACUCGAUGGCUCCACAACUGGCUCUACAUUGCUUGUCGAAGGGGUUAAGCAACAGACAUUAAAACUCGCCCAAGUAAUUGGAGAUUGUUCUAUUCUCCUCAUCCGUUCCAAGGACGUUUGCGACCGGAUUCAGACCUUUUCCACUGUAGAUGGAGAACUUUCAGCAAUCAAUGCUCCCUUAGCGACAGUCUUUGAUGUGCAAUACAGUGCCGCGACCAAGGAUAUUUUCCUCAUCGCUUCGUCAUUUUCGCAACCUUUUUCGCUAUGGCAUAUUGAUGGGAAAACUCUCGGCUCGGCUCACGGGAACUCCGAUCAACCGCAACUUGUGAAAGUCCAUCCGACGACGCUUGCAAGCACUACAAUGGGAGGAGUGUCUAGUACACAGGUCUUUUAUACGUCGGCAGAUGGGACACGAGUUCCCAUGUUUCUGAUCGCCAAUGACUCGUGUCCAACCACGGCCGAUACACCCAUACUCCUCUACAUCUACGGCGGCUUCGGCAUCUCGGUGAUUCCCCAUUUUCGACCCGACUUUUUGGUCUUUAUCAAGGCAUUCCGAGGAAUAGUCGCCAUUGCCAACAUUCGAGGCGGUGGCGAAUACGGGCGGUCCUGGUAUCGCGCUGCCUGCGGACAACAUCGGCAAAGAGUUUUUGAUGAUAUUCACGGUGCUUUGCAGCACCUGGCACAUUCCUUUGGCACGCUGACAAGACGUCCUAUCCUGAUGGGGGAAAGCAUGGGUGCCUUGAAUGCCAUGAGUGCCAUUCUUCAACAGCCGGGCCUCGUAUCGGCGGCUUUGUUAAACGCGGGACCAUUCGACAUUCUUCGCCGACAAACCUCGGGUAUGGGGUUACGAGGCGUAGAGGAUAUCGGUGAUGAGACGGACCCGGUCCAGUUUGCGCACAUUCAUAAAUGGAGUCCCCUGGAAAACGUGGGAGACGGUCAACGGUACCCGCCUGCUCUGCUGACGGCCGGUGACCGGGACGACUUGGUAAAAUGCGCCAAUAGCUGCAAGAUGGUUGCUACGCUACAGCAUGCGCAAAGGCUGCUUGAAGGCAAUUCUGCUGUCCACCUCCGAGUGAUUAAAAAUCUUGGGCAUGGCGGGGCUGUGUCGACGGAAAUGCAGGCUGUGAUUAGUGUAGAACGCUGGUUAUGGUUGGCAAUAACGCUGGGGUUGAAGGUGUAUUGA